This is a messenger RNA of Auanema sp. JU1783, 1611 nucleotides long. NCBI's taxonomy places the organism in Eukaryota, Metazoa, Nematoda, Chromadorea, Rhabditida, Rhabditidae. The record is from the annotation of a GenBank genome assembly.
AUGAAGGAAAACGUAUACUGCCGAGGUUCCUUGUUGGACGCAGUUCAGAUGGCAAAACUAUUUCCUGAUUCCAAACACUUUGUUGAUAUGUCAAUGCGACAUGAUGCAGAAACAAUCAUGAAGUCGUGGGAAGAUUUGAAAGAGGCUAACAGUACUGGGAUUCCUGUGGAUAUCUUACGAACUUUCAUUUUUGACAAUUUCGAUGAACCAGAAGGAGAGCUGGUUGAAGAGAACCCCUUAGAUUGGGAUCCUAAGGUCGAUAGCUUUCAAUACAUCCUGGAUGAAAGCUACAGAGUUUUUGCUUAUGCAUUACAUCGCAAGUGGCCCUCACUCUAUAGAAGAAUUUCCGACAAAGUCAGAAUUUCACCCGAACGUUAUUCUAUUAUAAAUGUUCCAAAUGCUUUCAUAGUUCCUGGUGGACGUUUUAGGGAAAUGUAUUAUUGGGAUAGCUUCUUCACUAUCAAAGGCUUAUUAGCCUCUAACAUGUUUCAAACAGUAAAGGGAAUGAUAGAAAACUUGCAAUAUUUGAUUGACCAAUUCGGAUUUAUUCCUAAUGGAAACAGAGUUUACUACCUGAAUAGAAGCCAGCCUCCGUUAUUAACUUGGUGUGUGCAUGCUUACUUCGAAGCAACUAAUGACCUAGACCUGGUUCAAAGUAUUUUACCAACUUUAAGAAAAGAGAUCGAAUUUUUCCAAGCGAACCGUACUAUACAGCUAGAUGACUGGAUAGGUCCACUUUUCCGUUAUCAUCUCAAUGUCAAUCAUCCGAGACCAGAGAGCUAUAGGGAAGAUGUUGAAACUGCUCAAGAUUUUGAUAAUUUUGCUGAUAAGUGUCGCGUUUGGGGAGAAAUAGCAGCGGCUGCUGAAAGUGGACGAGAUUUUUCGAGCAGGUGGUUUGAUCACACAGGAGUGCAUGCUUUGUGUAUGAACACGAUACGCACAAGCCAAGUCAUCCCUGUUGAUUUGAACGCAAUAAUAUGCGGAAAUGCAUCGAUGCUUGUUGAUCUACAUGACGCUGUUGGUGACAUAGAAUCAUCGAAAUAUUUUGCUCAUUUAUGUGAUAAAUUGAGACGUACGAUACAUCAGGUUUUCUGGAAUGAGGAAAAGGGCUGUUGGUUUGAUUACGAUUUAGCUACAAGUUCACAUAUGGAAAUAUUUUCUGACUGUAAUCUAUUUCCAAUGGCCGCCAAAGCUACUCACGAAGGCUUCGAUAGCACAGCAGUUGUAAACUAUCUUAGAAAAUCAGGUCUCUUUGACUUCUCUGGUGGAAUACCUUGUUCGCUUGUUGCUUCAGGUCAGCAGUGGGAUUUUCCUAAUGCCUGGGCACCGAUGAUGUGGAUGAUUGUGGAAGGUUUCCGGAACAAUGGAGAACAAAAUGUAGCUUUGGAAAUUGCUGACAAAUGGAUAAGAAAAAAUUACAAUAUGUGGAAAUCAUCGGGAGGAAGAAUGUUUGAAAAGUAUAAUGUCGUAUCGCCUUGCUUACAAGCAGCCGGUGGUGGUGGCGAAUAUGAAGUACAAGAGGGCUUUGGAUGGACCAACGGAGUAGUUUUGGACUUCCUUAAGAAUUUUUCGGAUCAACUUGCCUACGAACAAGAAAUAUCCACUAACUAG